CGAAACAAGAAAACGACCAUACAGCGGGGAAGAAAGAGAGAGAGUAAAAGCAGCUAAAAGCGAGCGCUAUGGGAGAAGCAAGCUCCACCACCGCCUACGAUGAUAUGCUUCUCAAGAGCUUCUUCGCCGAAGUCAGCGAAGUCGAGCGAGAUAACGAAGUCACCAGGAUUCUUUCAUGCUUCAAGUUAAACCCAUUUGAGUAUCUAAAUUUACCAUUCGAAGCAUCUCCAGAGGAUAUCAAAAAGCAGUAUCGCAAGUUAUCUUUGUUGGUUCAUCCUGAUAAGUGCAAGCAUCCACAAGCAAAAGAAGCUUUUGGUGCAUUGGCAAAAGCCCAGCAACUCUUACUUGAAGAACAAGAAAGAGAUUAUGUUCUUACUCAGGUUAAUGCAGCAAAAGAAGAACUUCGAGCAAAGAGGAAGAAGCAGUUGAAGAAAGAUACAGCCUCCAAAAUAAAGUCAUUGGUUGACGAGGGAAAAUAUGAUCAACAAUACGAACAGUCAGAGGAGUUCCAGCGGGAGCUCAAAUUGAAGGUUCGAGAAAUAUUAACUGAUCAAGAAUGGCGGAGGAGGAAAAUGCAGAUGAGGAUAUCAGAAGAGGAAGGUAGAUUGAAGAAGGAUGAAGAAGAACAAAAGGAGAUGUGGAAGAGAAAGCGUGAACAUGAGGAGCAGUGGGAAGGAACAAGAGAAAAGAGGGUUUCAAGCUGGAGAGAUUUUAUGAAGACAGGAAAGAAGGGCAAAAAGGGAGAGAUUCGACCACCUAAACUCAAGACCGAGGAUCCCAACAAGUCCUAUGUUCAAAGGCCAGUAAAGCGAGGUUAAUUGGUAUGAUAUCAUCUACUCUUGAUAGCUAUGACAUUAACAACAGAGUUUCCUGGGAGUUGAAGGAAGCUCUGGAAGUAGGUCUAAAAUUGUAUCAGUCCAAGUCGUGCCUGUAUAAAGGACAUGAUUAAAGUGGAUAAUAGGGUUUCGCGGAGCAUUGUCUUGCACCUUCAGUUGAAACCAAAUCCUCAGUAAGGCCUUUCAGAUCUCGAUUUUCAGAGGAUAAAAUUACAGAUACAAUAUAUCACUUUACUGAUUUUAGAAGACUAAA
Populus nigra (black poplar) is the source of this 1089-nucleotide messenger RNA. RefSeq lists its product as uncharacterized. The transcript is spliced from 9 exons. Bases 69 to 818 code for a protein of 249 amino acids. Lineage: Eukaryota; Viridiplantae; Streptophyta; Magnoliopsida; Malpighiales; Salicaceae. The record is from RefSeq and is a predicted model, not a curated record.